Messenger RNA from Dendronephthya gigantea, 1290 nucleotides. Its product is annotated as keratin, type I cytoskeletal 9-like. The record is from RefSeq and is a predicted model, not a curated record. Lineage: Eukaryota; Metazoa; Cnidaria; Anthozoa; Malacalcyonacea; Nephtheidae. Gene Ontology annotation, molecular function: calcium ion binding. Bases 192 to 1232 code for a protein of 346 amino acids. The transcript is spliced from 4 exons.
CGUUACCGUUUUUUCUAAUUCUCAGGAAUAUAACUCCCAUUAGAAUUCAUGUGAUCAUGCUCUAACCCUUACACAACAUCAAAGUAAAACAAUUAAGUUUUCCAGAUAUUGACGAAUGCUCGCUUGGGACAGCCAAAUGUCACGUGAAUGCCACGUGUAUCAACACCCUUGGUUCUCAUGAAUGCAGAUGUAUGCGUGGAUAUUCUGGAAAUGGAAAAGUGUGUUCAGAUAUAGACGAGUGCUCUCUUGGGAAAUACAAUUGCAGCGUGAAUGCUACGUGUGUCAACACUGUUAGCUCGUAUGAAUGUCGAUGUAAGCGUGAAUAUUUUGGAAAUGGAAAAAUGUGUUCAGCAAUAAAAAUGUUCCACGCUAACUUUACAAGUCUUGGAGAAACUGGUCGUCUUGGUCCUUCAUCCCUGGGCUCCUACUAUGUGGGGAAAGAUAAUGACAACAUGGUGACUCUCAAGAAUGGGAUACAGUUCUGGACAGUUCCCUACACUGGAAAAUACGAAAUCACUGCAGUUGGUGCAGCUGGAGGAUAUGAUAAAUACGGCUCAACUGCUCGAGGUCGUGGGGCUUAUAUGAGAGGUGAAUUUACAUUUCAGAAAGGAGAUGUAAUUAAAAUAUUGGUUGGACAGACAGCUCCAGUGAAUUCUGUGAGUGCGUCCUCAGGGGGAGGUGGCGGGUCAUUUGUAGCGACGUCGUCAAACACACCACUUAUUGUUGCUGGGGGUGGGGGUGGCGUUGAACAUCUCAGGAACAGAAUGGCAAACUGUGAUGCAAAUACAAGAACAUCUGGAAAAAGAAAUCAAUGUGAACACUCGUGUGCCAUUUGGUCUGGGGGGAAGAAUGGGAGUGGCGCAUUAGAAGCAGACAAUGAUUACUCAGGUGGUGGUGGUGGUGGAUUUUACAGAAAUGGACGCAGCAGUUCUCAAUUUGGUGGUUCCUACGGUUACGGCGGGGAAGGAGGGAGAGGCUUUAUUCAGGGGGGUGCAGGAGGACGUGCUCGCACUAAUAAUGCUGUCGGUGGAUUUGGAGGAGGAGGAGGAGCAAAUGGACACGGAGGGGGUGCAGGAGGAGGUGGGGGAUAUUCUGGUGGAGCAUCAGGAAAUAAUGAUUAUUAUUCUUGUGGUGGAGGAGGUGGUUCUUACAACUCAGGAAAGAAGAAAGCAAACGUAGAAGGCGUGAAUGAAAACGGAGAUGGUUAUGUCGAAAUAAAACGUGUCGUCUAAAACAGUAUCGGUUUUUAUUUUGCUAUGUUUAGUGAUCUUUAUCGCGCUUUGGUUGUUG